CAUACAAAACUGACGUCGUCGUUUGUGCUGCUGGCAGAACACUAGUGCGGCAUUGAAUGUAUAUGUCCUGUUUUGAUUGUACAGUAGAUCAGAAGAAGUAGUGCUCAAAUACGAUCCUUUACUUUGUUGACCAGAUCUGCCCGGGCUGUGGACGAAAACAAUGGCACUAAUCUCCCUCGAGGAUCUCGACGGAUUGGAGGAUGAAGAACUGGACAAUGACAUCACUGACAACCCUGAUCCAAUGGAGGACGACGAGCAGCAGAGGCUGUACACCCAUUGGCAGGCGAUCGCCAGCACACACCAGGUGUCCGUCCCCCGAGAAAUGACAGGACCAAUUCAAGAGCUUACUCGACGGAACCAAACCCAAGAAAGAGAGCAGGUCCCCUUUACCUCCGUCUCUCUGCAUGAAAAGCUGGGCGAGGUGCUGUUUGAGGAGCGGGUGUACCCUGCAGGGAAGUGGGCGUGCAUCACUAAAGGGGAGAAGCUGUAUGAGCAGAGCAUCUCCAUGGGCUUCAUGAAACUCAUGAAAUUCAUCUGCAAGGAGAACUCUGUCGGACGCUAUUUGGGAAUGACUGUACCCAUUGUGAACAGUAUCCAAAUGCUGGAGGACGGCAAUGGCUUUCAGAAAGACAUCUUGACCGCAUACUACCUGCCUGCUGAGUUCCAGGCCAACCCGCCCCAGCCAACUGACCUAGACAUCACCAUACUCCAAAGGGAGGCUUUACGAGUCAUCACCCGGACUUUCUUCGGCACCACCACGGAGGAGACAAUCAUGCCUCAGAUUAACCUGCUGUGGGAGAUGCUGGGCCCCAGCGAGGAGAUGCAUCGCUACUCCUACAUGGUGGCUGUCUACAACAACCCUGGGGAGUCCUGUCGCAGGAACGAGAUCUGGUUCAUCCGACGAGACCCCUAAAUCUCUUAUAACAUCCACCUGUCCCCUCCUGUAUCACCCCGACACCACCCUACCCCCCCCCCUCUGUGCCUCUAGGGUCGUGUUUAUUUGCCGUUAAAUGGAAUAAAAGGGACAAUAAGCAACACUCAUUUUCAGUUUCCAGUGCAAAAUGUUUUUAAAAAAUGUUUAUUUUUGUUUUUUGCGUACCCUAAUCAACACAACCCAGAUGAUUCCUGUCAUGGGGAUAGAGAGUAUGGAUUAAAAUGGGAGGAAUGGCUCUUGGGUUGGUUUUAGAGGUAAACAUGACAAGAUUACUUUGAAGAUGGUAUUAGGUAGACAGUAUGGCAGGAAAAUACUUAUUUAACAUUCACUGAGAUGGUAUGCUUUUCUAUGCUCUAGGGCAGCACAAGAAAAUACUAAACUUCAAUGGCAUUUAUACCAUGUACACAACCAAAUAUGGUGUUUAAAAUACAAGUAUAUUGUAGUUAACUCUUAUAUUUCCAUCACGUUUUCUUUAUUUUUCUUGCUUUUUAUGUUUAAAAAAAUGAUAUCAUCUAAUCAUUGCAAACUGGUGUCACAUAAUGUCACAGUCCGUUUUACAUUUGAGUCAUUUAGCAGACACUCUUAUCCAGAGCGACUUACAGCAGUGAGUACGCAUUUUAAUACUUUUUUUCUUGAUGUUGAUACUAUAAUUUUUUUUUUUUAAUGUCUUAUAGGUCUGUAACUUACGAGAAACAUGUUGUAUUUGCGGUUGACUAGAGUAGGCAUCCAGGUUUAACCUAUUGUUAUCCAUAGGUAAUUCUGACACAACUUUGUCAUUCAAAGUUACUUGCUAUGAUAUGUGGGUGUUCUCUUACUCUUAACUGUCAUUAAGUUUUAUCCUUCUAGUGAAUUUUGCCCACACUUUGCUACUUUACCUACAUUUGAGGCUGGUGUAGGGAUUUUGGGUAUACGUGUCCUAAUAAGUAAGUUACUAUCCCCCUUCCCCCAGCCACAAAAUGAUUGACAGAUUGGUCAUUCGUUACCUUCAGUUGCCACUAGGUGUCAACCAAACAGUAACGUUUGUAUUAUGUUUUUUGUCUGUUUAUUUGCUUAUUGGUGAAUAGCGAAUAUCUCACAAAUGAAUAGAUUGGUUUUGGUGAGGUUAGUUGUAAAUGGAGCUGAGACUGGGACCAGGCUCUUUAGGUUUUGAGGAAGGUUCAAGCUUUUUGAAGAUUCAUAGCUAUAGUUAAUGAUGGUUGGGGAAUGGAAGUUUAAUUAAAGUGACUUAUGAACCUGUCCGUUCAGCAUGGCCAAAUUAUGUGCUCUUACUGUGCUUGCCUCUUUUUUAAAAAUAUAUUUCCCAGAAUAAGUGUGUAUUUGUUUGUAUUCUCCAGUAAUUAGUACGGUAUACAUUUGAUAUGUUAAAAUUGUACCCGGCUUCUCUUUUGUGACCUUGUAUUUCUAUGCUGUUUUCAACUGUUUUCAAUGCAUACAUUUCAACAUUUCAGUGUGAAUUGUAGUGGGUUGCUUCAAUUUAAAGCUGCAAUAUAUAACUUUUUGGGCAACCUGGCCAAAUUCAAAUAGAAUUGUGAGGAGUUAUAGAUCAUUCAUUCUCAUUGAAAGCAAGUCUAAGAUGUAGUAGAUCUGUUCUAUGUGUGUUAUUUCUAUGCUUCUGUUCAUAAGUUUUGUUUUUAACUCUUACUUUCUGUUUUGUACAAUAACUUCAAACAGCUGAAAAUACUAUAUUUUUGGUUAUGAAAAAUAUAUUUCACAGCAGUUUAGAUGGUACAAUGAUCCCUCUACACUAUUUUUGCUUGUUUUGUUACAAACCAACAUUUGGAAUUUUAGCAAACAGAGAGAUUUCUUUAUAGUGCAUCUUUAAACUACUUAAAAGAUUGCCAGUGUAAGUUAAUGGAGAUUUGAUAUACAUUUACACUUAAAAACAUACCGUGCCUUCAGAAAGUAUUCACACCCCAUUUACUUUUUCCCCAUUUUGUUGUGUUACAGCCUGCAUUUAAAAUGUAUUCAAUUUAGAUGUGUCACUGAUCUGCACACAAUACUGCAUAAUGUCAAAGUGGAUCUUUUAUUUUUUUUAUUUUUACAAAUUAAUAAAAAAUGAAGAGCUGAAA
This is a messenger RNA of Oncorhynchus tshawytscha (Chinook salmon), 3003 nucleotides long. RefSeq names its product heme-binding protein 1. NCBI's taxonomy places the organism in Eukaryota, Metazoa, Chordata, Actinopteri, Salmoniformes, Salmonidae. The coding region runs from base 161 to 913 and encodes 250 amino acids. The record is from RefSeq and is a predicted model, not a curated record. The transcript is spliced from 6 exons.